Prunus armeniaca (apricot) is the source of this 342-nucleotide messenger RNA. Lineage: Eukaryota; Viridiplantae; Streptophyta; Magnoliopsida; Rosales; Rosaceae. The record is from the annotation of a GenBank genome assembly.
AUGGUAAUUUUGGGAAAUCAGGAUUUUUUUAAAAACCCUCAGCUUCUCUCUCUCUCUCGUCGCGAUCUCCCCCCCUGUUUCAGUCCGAUCCGCCCUCUCCUCCCAGCCACCGCCACAGACCACCCCGACCCACCGGACCGGACCCAGAACCACCGGCGUCACUCCGCCGACCUAGCCCGGUCAUCUUCCCGCCGCCUGCCGCCUCGAACCGUCGGAAAAACCAUGGUUUCCGACCGGUUUUUUAGAGAACUUUGGCCAGCGGUUUCUCCCUCCUCCGGCCACCAAUCCGGUCGUGUGAGGUAUGAAUUUCUAGCUAUUUUUCAUGAUCUAGCUGAUGGUUGA